Leucoraja erinaceus (little skate) is the source of this 4295-nucleotide messenger RNA. It is a transcript of the gene usp48, whose product is annotated as ubiquitin specific peptidase 48. Gene Ontology annotation, molecular function: cysteine-type endopeptidase activity; protein binding; cysteine-type deubiquitinase activity. NCBI's taxonomy places the organism in Eukaryota, Metazoa, Chordata, Chondrichthyes, Rajiformes, Rajidae. Gene Ontology annotation, cellular component: cytosol; nucleus. The record is from RefSeq and is a predicted model, not a curated record. Gene Ontology annotation, biological process: protein deubiquitination. Bases 146 to 3313 code for a protein of 1055 amino acids. The transcript is spliced from 27 exons.
GUUGCUUGGCGGCGCGGAGCAGGCCCGGAGUCGAGAGGCGAGGCCUAGGGCGCGCAGAGGCGGCCUGCUGCUGCCGCCGCCGCCGGUUUGGUAACCCUGCCUCCCUCCCUCCCUCCUUCCCCGCCACACUCGGGUCAGCGCGCCCAUGGCCCCCAAGCAGCAGCUGGAGAAGGCGGCCUGGCAGUGGGCGGAGAGCAUCAGGCCGGAGGAGGUGCAGCAGGAGCACAUCGAGCUGGCGUACCGUAUUCGCCUAGGGUCCUGCCGGAGGGACGCCCGCAGACGCAACUGUAGGGGCAAUCCCAACUGUUUAGUGGGUCUUGGUGAACAUGUAUGGCUGGGGGAAAUUGAUGAAAAUAGCUUCCACAACAUUGAUGACCCCAAUUCGGAAAGGCGAUGCAAGAAUACUUUUGUAGGGCUAACUAAUCUUGGAGCUACUUGUUAUGUCAACACCCUGCUUCAGGUUUGGUUUCAUAACCUUGAAUUGCGACAAGCAUUGUAUCUCUGUCAUAGUCCUCAAAAGGAGACAGGGAUUGGAGAAGGGAUUGAGGAAGAUGCAGAGUUUGAACCACAGUCCAUCUGUGAACACCUUCAGUACUUGUUUGCUUUGCUGCAAAGCAGUAAUAGACGAUAUAUUGAUCCUUCUGGAUUUGUAAAAGCGUUGGGCCUGGAUACGGGACAGCAGCAGGAUGCCCAAGAAUUUUCCAAGCUUUUUAUGUCAUUAUUAGAAGAUACAUUAUCAAAACAGAACAAUCCAGAUGUACAGAAUAUUAUCCAGCAGCAGUUCUGUGGACAGUAUGCGUAUGUCACAGUAUGUAAUCAGUGUGGCCGUGAGUCUAAGCUGUUAUCCCGUUUUUAUGAACUGGAGUUAAAUAUCCAAGGACACAAGCAGCUGACAGAUUGCAUUGAUGAGUUUCUGAAGGAAGAAAAGUUGGAAGGGGACAAUAGGUACUUUUGUGAUGAAUGUCAAGAUAAACAGAAUGCCACCAGGAAAAUUAAACUACUCAGCCUCCCAAGAACACUCAAUUUACAGCUUUUGAGGUUUGUCUUUGACAGGCAAACUGGACAUAAGAAAAAACUAAACUCCUACAUCAGUUUUCCUGAAGUUUUGGACUUAACUCCAUAUCUUGAAAGGAAAGAUAUUGGCUGUGUUUAUGAGCUAACUGCGGUGCUGAUCCACAGAGGGGUGAGUGCAUAUUCCGGCCAUUACAUUGCACACGUACGAGAUGACAGGACCGGCGACUGGUAUAAAUUUAAUGAUGAGGAGAUUGAGAAAAUGGAAGGGAAGAAGCUGCAGUUGGGGAUAGAGGAAGACCUUGCAGAGCCUUCAAAAUCACAGGCACGAAAACCUAAAUGUAUUAAAGGUGUCCAUUGUUCAAGGAAUGCAUAUAUGCUGGUGUACAGACGAAAAGUGGAAGAGUGCAAAGAAAAAGAAAUAAGUGUUCAACUCCCAUGUGUUUUCCAUCCCUUUUUUUCAGCACACUUACAGAAAAUGGUUGAACGCGACAAUAAAAAAUUUGAAGAGUGGUGCAUGGAAAUGGCUGAGAUGAGGAGGCAGAGUGUGGACAAGGGCAAAGCCAAGCAUGAGGAGGUGCAAGAACUCUUUAACAUGUUACCAACUAAAGAAGGAGAAUGCUAUGAAUUUCUACCAGUGGACUGGCUACGAAAAUGGUUGGAUGAUUCAGCGGUAACAAAGCCAGUUGAUAAUUCUCAUCACUUGUGUGUACAUAACAGACUUAUUCCUGAUAAAAUCUGUGAUGUUAAAAGGAUUUCUCAGAAAGCAGCUGAUAUCUUCUAUGCUAGAUAUGGAGGUGGCCCCAGAUUAGAUGCUUCUGCUUUAUGUAGAGAUUGUGUCAUGGAGAAAUGUAGGAUACUUAGAUUAAAGAAUCAAUUAAAUGAAGAUUACAAGAUUAUCUCCAAUCUAACCAGAAUCACACUACAAAGCCAUGAAGGAUACUGGGUUGGUAAAGCUUCGCUUCGAAGCUGGCGUCAACUAGCACUUGAACAGCUGGAUGGAAAGGACGAUGACUCUGAUCGCACGGAUGGGAAAAGCAAUGGAGAAGGUCCAAACAAUCUGCAUGCCAAAGGAGAUGAUGAAAUGACGGGAGAGAAAGAAGAAGGUGAAGACUUGAAUUUCAAUGAAGACCUUGUUUGUCCGCAUGGUGACUUAUGUAUAUCUGAAACUGAAAGAAGACUUGUUUCCGAUGAAACAUGGGAUAGACUAAAGGCGUAUUUCCCCAAAUCACCCGCGUUCAUACAUUAUCAUUCACCAUGUGUCCAGUGUCAGGUGUUAGAAAAGGAAGGUGAGGAGAACGAGACGCUGAGCAAAAUGAUGGCAAAUGAGCAGAAAUCAGCACUUCUGUGUCUUUUUCAAGAUAAAAAUAGACCUCUCCUCAUCAAGUGGCCUGAGGAGACUGAUGUUCUUUAUGUUGUUUCCCAGUUUUUUGUUGAAGAAUGGAAGAAGUUUAUCAGGAAGCCAACGAAAUGCAGUCCUGUAUCAUCUGUGGGCAACAAUGCACUUCUCUGUCCGCAUGGAGGCCUCAUGUUUACAGCAGAAUCAAUGACCAAAGAGGAUUCGAAACAUGUAGCUCUGAUAUGGCCAAGUGAAUGGGAAAUCAUCCACAAAUUAUUUGUUGUUGAUAACACGAUUAAAGUAAUUCAAUUGAUGAAAACUGGAGAGACUGGAACAGUACUAUUAGAAUAUAAGACCAUUCCUGGCCUGUGUGGAGAAUGUAGGGAAGGAUUACUUUGCCAACAGCAGAGGGAUUUAAGAGAGUAUACUCAGGCCACGAUAUAUAUCCGUAAAGUAGUGGAGAGUGUAAAGGUGAUGAAAGAAGGUGCACCAGAGCUCAAUCUGAGCGGUUCUGAAGCUGAGGAAGAACGAGAGGAAGGCAAAGUGGAUGGAGAGAAGGAUCCUGAUUUCAACCAGAGUAAUGGCGCUAAGCGGCGGAAACUGGCACACCCUUGUAUUGGCAGUAGCAGUAGCACGUACUAUAAACAGGGGAUUCGACGUAGUACACGGCAUAGAGUUCGAGGGGAAAAGGAGCUCAUUGUGUCAGCCAAUCAAACUCUCAAAGAGUUAAAAAUACAGAUCAUGCACGCGUUUUCUGUUGCACCGUUUGACCAGAACUUGUCACUGGAUGGACGGAUGUUAACUGAUGACACAGCGACACUAGGCAACCUUGGGGUCAUCCCAGAAUCAGUGAUUCUAUUAAAGGCUGAUGAACCAAUUGCUGAUUAUACAGCAAUGGACGAUAUAAUGCAAGUGUGUAUGCCUGAAGAGGGUUUUAAAGGUACUGGUCUAUUGGGCCACUGAAGUGAUAGACCUGCUGUAGACAGCUGGGUGGACGUUGUGCAGUAGGAAGAUGCACGGGGGUAAAAUCACUCUGACAUUGCACCAGGCAUACAAGGAUGCACACUGACUUGGUUUAUACUUUUAAAAAGAAAUGACCAGUCUAAGUUUGCUUGCAACUCUUGCAAAGAGCAGUGUCUAAUAUGUGGCUCAAGAACAAUGGAGGAAAAAUAUCCCCUUUCCAUGCUGCCUUGGCAUAUGAUGGUGACCAGAUAAUUGACUUAUAUUAGGGGGAAAAUAUUCUCCUCAAUUCACUGUCUAAAAAUGUGUUUGAAGCAAAAGUGGUUUCAUGAUGGCUAAUCUAUCCAAGCAGCUUGAAGUAAAGUUCCCUCCAUGGGCACUCGUAACUGUUGGUAAAUUGUUAUUGGCCACUAGACAGGUAAUAAGUUUUCUGUGUGAUCCCACCACACAGUUGAUUUCUGCUUAGAACGACACACCAAAUUGACCUUAAAAUUGUGUAAUAUUGAGUUAAUUUGUUUAAUAAAGAUUAACACAUCAGAGCUGCAUUUCAGAAUGUGUAAUAUGCAAGAACAAAAUGAAUAGAUUUAAUAUUCUACAAGUAUGAAAGAGUUCCCCAAGUUGGGUUGUUCUUUGCAACUUAAGCUGCAUACACAGUGAAAUAGUUGCCUGAAUUAUUACAUAAGUAAUGUCUCCUAACGUGUUCAAAUAAUAUUGUACUAGGACCACUGAAGUGCUGUAAAUAAAUGCAAAGCUUCCUGAUUUAAUACAUUUUACUGUUUUGUUUUCUUUUGAUACAACCUUUUGCUUGAAAAGGAAUUGAAAGUGUGCUACAAUAGUUUUUUCCAAAUCCUGUUAAAAGGGUUGUGCAAAUUGCGUUUGUUGUAGAAAUGCUGUGGUAAGAAUGACAAAUCCACUAGAAUUGUUAUAUUGCUUUACUGUACUAAAUAAAUGAACAGAUGGUUACAGAAAAUGUGAUUUAGUUUUU